Corvus hawaiiensis (hawaiian crow) is the source of this 2523-nucleotide messenger RNA. RefSeq names its product Cbl proto-oncogene like 1 (gene CBLL1). The record is from RefSeq and is a predicted model, not a curated record. Gene Ontology annotation, biological process: regulation of cell adhesion; protein ubiquitination. Gene Ontology annotation, molecular function: ubiquitin protein ligase activity. Lineage: Eukaryota; Metazoa; Chordata; Aves; Passeriformes; Corvidae.
GCCGCGCCCUUCCGCUCCCACAGCGCCCCGCGCCGCAUCAUGGACCACAAUGACAAUGAUUUGCAAGGAACAAAUAGUUCAGGAUCAUUGGGUGGUCUUGAUGUCCGUAGAAGAAUCCCUAUAAAGCUUAUUUCAAAACAGACCAAUAAAACCAAACCUGCACCUCGAACUCCAAGAAAUAUGAACAGGAUGCCUUCGAAGACACAAGCUGGUGAUGAAGAAGAAUUUGAUUAUAACAAAGAGGAGCGAUACGAAUGUAAAGGAGGUGAAAUGUUUGCCAAUCAAAGGAGAUUUCCUGGACCCAUCUUUUGGGACUAUAAGAUAAACUUGCUGGGGGAAAAGGAUGAUACACCAGUCCAUUUCUGUGAUAAGUGUGGAUUGCCCAUCAAAAUGUAUGGACGCAUGAUACCUUGCAAACAUGUUUUCUGCUAUGACUGUGCUAUACUACACGAGAAAAAGGGAGACAAGAUGUGUCCAGGCUGUAACGAACCUGUGCAGCGAAUUGAGCAGUGCGUACGAGGGUCUCUCUUCAUGUGUAGCAUUGUUCAAGGAUGCAAGAGAACUUACCUGUCACAGAGGGACUUACAAGCUCACAUCAACCACCGUCACAUGAGAGCUGGGAAGCCUGUUACUCGUCCUCCCAUUGAACCCGUACAUCCUCCUAUUGCCCCUCCGCCGGCUGAAAUUCCUGAGCGUUUCAUAAUGCCCCCUGAGAAACAUCACCUGAGCCACAUUCCGCCGAAGCAGCACAUCAUGAUGCCACCACCUCCUUUGCAGCAUGUGCCACACGAGCACUACAACCAGCCCCACGAGGAUAUCCGUGCUCCUCCCGCAGAGAUGUCCAUGGCUCCGCCGCCACCCCGCCCAGUCAGCCAGGACACCUUCCGCAUCUCAACGAGAAAACACAGCAACUUAAUAACUGUCCCCAUUCAGGAUGACUCCAAUUCAGGUGCUCGAGAGCCACCUCCACCAGCACCCGCACCUGCUCACCAUCAUCCUGAAUACCAGGGUCAGCCAGUGGUGUCACACCCUCAUCACAUUAUGCCUCCCCAGCAGCACUAUGCGCCGCCCCCGCCGCCGCCCCCGCCCAUCAGCCACCCUCUGCAGCACCCUCCACAGGCGGCAGGCACCCCUCACAUGGUGUACAGCCAGGCUCCUCCGCCACCAAUGACCUCUGCCCCUCCGCCCAUAACCCCGCCGCCCGGACACAUCAUUGCCCAGAUGCCACCCUACAUGAACCAUCCUCCUCCGGGACCUCCCCCUCCUCAGCAUGGAGGCCCACCUGUAAAUGUAAAUGCACCCCCUCCCCAUCACUAUAAUCCCAACUCUUUGCCACAGUUCAGUGAAGAUCAAGGAACUCUUAGUCCCCCUUUCACACAGCCUGGGGGAAUGAGUCCAGGGAUAUGGCCAGCUCCAAGGGGGCCGCCCCCACCUCCAAGGAUGCAAGGGCCUCCUGCUCAGGCCCCCCUUCCUGGACCACAUCACCCUGAUCAAGCCAGAUACAGACCCUAUUACCAAUGAUACAAGCAACUAUAUGAAUAGAGAAUGCCAUGAAGAGAAUAAAACUAAAUACAGAAGCCUUUUAAUUAAUUGUUUUGGGGUUAUUUUGUUGUGGUUUUUUAAAAAUACUGUCAUUUUGACUGUAAGACAUUUUGAGGUUUGAAUCUUAAAUGACUUUUAAGCCUUGACCGUAGGACUCUUAACUUCAAAUACUCUGUAGUGCUAAAAUAAGUGGCUUAGUAGACCACAGUUGCAUUUUAACAGAACUGUCGCUAGUGUGGCUAAAUUGUCCUAAGAUGAUCACUUGUAAUAUUAUUUCCUGGAGAAGAUGAACACGUGUUGUACCAUUCUGAAUAUUGUUUUUGUUAAAUCCAGUGUUUUUGUUAACCUGUGUACGAUAAUUAAAUUGAAAUAUGGUUGUAAAUGUGGUGAGUUUUUAUAUGAAGUUAACGUACAUAUAGUUCUGGGACACCAUUUCAACACUAAUUCCUUCCAAAUGGCAACGUAGUGAAAUAUUAAAGGAACUUUAAUAUUUCUCCUACUGCCAUUUACCAUUACUCAUAAUGAUUUCAGGCUGUAAUGAAUUCUUGGCACUAGAAAUCAGACAUGCAGAAUUCUGCAUUUACCACAUUCCAGCUUUUCUGGUUUUUUCUUUAUGUAGCAAGAUGAAUCUAUCAAAGAUACAGCUUUAGGCAUGACAUGAAACCAUGUAUUGUGGGGUUUUUUGUUUGGGAUUUUGGAGUUUGUUUUAAAGCUAGUUUUGAUUCCGAAGGUUCUGUUUACAUGUUAGCUACUCACUGGAGUUGAAUUCAAACUACUGUGUUUACCUAUGGCUGUGUUUGUGUGGAAGUGGCUGUGAACUGGCUUGCCAUGUCUGUGAAGAGCAGCUUCUUUUAGGUAGGGAAGUCAUGUUUGCCUCACUUUAUAUAAUGUGUACAGUAGGAAAACUUCGCAUUUGCAUAAUAUGAAAGAAGUGGUCUGAAAUCCCAUGUGUAGUUAAAAAAAAUAAAAGGCUACACUAUU